CACACACACACACACUGAGGCACCACCCGCAUACACUUCCUCUCAGAGUCAGAGCAGCAGUACCAGGAGCUUCUGUGGAGCAUCCAGUCAAGCACGCUUUCAUCAACCCCACACUGGACCAAAACGAAAAGGGGCCGAAAUAAAGAAUGAGGGUGAUUUUUUUCUCUUUGGGUGUCCUUCUUCUGAUUGGGACAGCUGAAGGAGGAGCAUUUUCCAUCACAGCACAAAAAGACAAAGAAGGAGUAAAGCUUACAUGUACGAAAGGGAAUCAUUGGAAACAUAAUGGGGUCUAUUAUAAUGACACGGCAACUAUAAGUCUCGAAUAUCAGGAUGACAAAUCUGGGGAAUACGAAUGUUUUAGUACCCCUGUUGAUGAUGAUGAUGUUGCGGCAGACAGCCUGGGAACAUAUCAUGUUAGAUUCCGAACUUGUGAUAGCUGCAUUCAGCUGGAUGCACCUGCCCUGGCAGGGAUCGUCGUUGGCAACGUUGUGGCCACUGUCCUCAUCGGAGUCGCUGUGUACUUCAUCUCCACACAGUCCAAAGGCUCGAGCCUCCCGAGCAACAAAGCAUCUAAAGAAUCUGAUCGAAGGAACCUGAUCUCGAAUGAUCAAACUUAUCAGCCACUCGGCCCUCAUGGACGAGAUGAUUAUGAUGUGCUCCACACAAGGAGAAGAUGAGCCCUCGGUUCCCUCAACCAAACAUUGUCAACGCAGAAGAAAGGACAAACAAUAUAAUUUAUCCUCUGGAGUCAAUCUCACUGAACACCAACAAUCCACAUACACCGUGUAUGAAAAGUCUCUCUGUCCGCCGGGGUACAUUAGCCUACUUUCUCUUUCAUGGAAAAUUCAAGCGAUAUUUGAUAUGUACAUACAUAUUCAAAGGCCAUUCUCUUGGUCAUUUCUCAAUGCUUCCAAUAAGGUAUAUCUUGCAAUCUUGCAGUCUAAUGAAUUGACUGUUUUCCUCAUAAUAACUGAGUGAAACAACAUUUCCAUGAUGCAUUUAUUCUAUCUAUUCCAUCUGCAUUUAUUAAUUUAGCUGUUAAGUUGCAAGAGUGCCGAGCGCCUUUAUUCUGUUGUUCCGCACAUAUCUUCAUGUUCUGUAUGGCUGUAUUUCAACUGUAGUAAAUUACAGGAGUGCAUUUACACUGUAUAUUGUCAGUAACUGCAACAGCAACAUAUUGUUCAACACAAAUUCAUAUUUGUAACAGUGUGGGAUCCAAUUUACUGCCUAUGAAUUGACUGUUUUUCUCAUAAUAACUGAAUGAAACGGUGUUUCCGUGCUGAAUUUAUUCUGUCUGUUCCGUCUACAUUUAUUAAUUUUGCUGUAUGUUAAGUUGCAUGUGUGCAGCACAUAUUUACAUGUUUUGUAUGGCUGCAUUUCAAAUGUAUUAAGUUACAAGAGUGCAGAGUGCAUUUAUACUGUUGUACAACACAUAUUGUCAUUGUUUUGUAUUAACGGUGCAUAGGUACUGUCUAAUACUUAAUUUAUUGAUGAGUAAAAUGUACUUUUAAUUGCAUGGCAUUACACAUGAGAUCUUUUAGAUUUUCUAAGCUGUGUUAUAACAUAAUGUUAUCUAAAAACGAACGUCAUUCAUUCAUUAUGUUUAUUUUUUUUAUAAAGACACAUACAUGUAUCAGAGUUCUAUAGCUUAGAUUUAGUAGCUUUUAUGAAUUCUUUGCAAAUAUGACUUGCCUGUUAAAAGUUGAUGGCUUGCAAAAUGGAAGGGAAAAUUGUGGCCCAAGAUUUACGUAAUUGGAUUUACAAUUGGAGACAUUUCUACCCGCCUGUUGAGUUACAUGGGUUACAUCCAAUAAUGUGUCAUGUCUUCCCUUAGAUUACUCAAUACAUUGGAGCUGUCUCGCUUUUCUCUCAAUGUAAAGGAAUGUUGUGUAAUGACAUUCUUGAAUAUUUUCCUGCAGUUGUGUCUUCUAUGGAACUUUGUUCACGUCACUGUUUAAUGUGUGUGUCAGAUUUGCUCUUGGAGAAUUAAAGUCAUUUAGCUCA
Molecule: messenger RNA, 2004 nt
Organism: Sardina pilchardus (European sardine)
Lineage: Eukaryota; Metazoa; Chordata; Actinopteri; Clupeiformes; Clupeidae
Product: T-cell surface glycoprotein CD3 delta chain-like
Exons: 6
Coding region: 147-677 (176 amino acids)
Biological process (GO): positive thymic T cell selection; cell surface receptor signaling pathway
Cellular component (GO): alpha-beta T cell receptor complex; external side of plasma membrane; membrane
Molecular function (GO): transmembrane signaling receptor activity
Source: RefSeq, a predicted model, not a curated record